This is a messenger RNA of Kluyveromyces marxianus DMKU3-1042, 417 nucleotides long. It is a transcript of the gene MPC3, whose product is annotated as mitochondrial pyruvate carrier. Gene Ontology annotation, biological process: pyruvate import into mitochondria. Gene Ontology annotation, molecular function: pyruvate transmembrane transporter activity. The record is from RefSeq and is a predicted model, not a curated record. Gene Ontology annotation, cellular component: mitochondrial inner membrane. NCBI's taxonomy places the organism in Eukaryota, Fungi, Ascomycota, Saccharomycetes, Saccharomycetales, Saccharomycetaceae. The transcript has a single exon. Bases 1 to 417 code for a protein of 138 amino acids.
AUGUCAUCAGCAGCAGGUAACGCAUUCAAGAGGUUUUGGAACUCUGAGACAGGCCCAAAGACUGUGCACUUUUGGGCCCCAACUUUGAAAUGGAGUUUGGUGUUUGCAGGGUUGAGCGAUAUGAAAAGACCAGUUGAGAAGCUUUCUGGUACUCAGAAUCUAUCAUUGUUGGCUACUGGUGUGAUUUGGACGAGGUGGUCGUUUGUGAUCAAGCCCAAGAAUUACUUGCUAGCGUCAGUGAACUUCUUCCUUGGGGGUACAGCAGGGUACCAGCUAGGACGGAUAAUCAACUACAGGGUGAAGGAGGGAGAUUCGCCUCGGGAGGUUGUGGAUUACAUUAUCAACGGGCCUAAGAAGGGCAUUGCUGAGCAGGCUACGGAGAAGCUGGCGGAGGUUGCGCCAGCGGCUGUUGAGUAG